CUCCGUGAGCCAAGUGAGCCGCCGCAGCGCUGCGUGCGAGCCAUGGAAGAGGCGAAGCUGUUGGAACGCCUGGAGGCGCUGCUGCUUGAGGAUCCCUCGACUGGAUAUCGCAAGCUGCAUGACAAGUUGAAAGGCGAAGAGGACUUUAAAGAAGUCAGCCUCAAGAAGGUGCAAACCGCCUUGCAGAAGUUGAGGAGCUUGGAAUCCAGCAAAGGUCCUUUGCUUUACAGCGUUUCAGACGAUGGGACCCUGCGAGAAUGGUCCAGUAGCGGCGAGCUACUGCGGAGCUUCAACACCGCGGAGGGCGCUCAAUGCGUCCAAGUCACCGAUGACUUCAUCAUAGCUGGAGAUAGCUCAGGCUUGAUGCGGCUUUGGUCACGGUCCUCAGGAGAAAUCUUCAAGGAUGUCAAGGUCGCCACCAGAUAUGUCAAGUCUCUACUGCUUUGUGGUGAGUAUGUCUUUACAGGCGACUAUGGCAACUUGGUUCAGCAGUGGCACUUGGCCACUGGAGAGUUGAAGGCUCAGUUUAGAGGCCACAAAGCUGGGGUCAUUUGCUUAGCUUUACAAGGAGAUCACCUGGUGGCCGGUGGUGGCGAUGGCCGAGUCUUGCUCUUCGACCGUUCCAAGGCGACGCCGAACGAGGAGGGCCUGGCGGUCUCGGAGGCGGUGGAGUGCAUCUACAAGGCCCAAGGCUUUGUUUGCAGCCUGGAGAUCUGUGAGGACCGACUCCUAGUCCCAGACCGCGACGAGGACAAGGUUGCCAGCAUCCGACUCUUCUCCAACACGGGCGAGUUGGUGCCCGACAACAUCCGCGAUGUGAGGACCUACAAGUGCUCCAAGCCUGUGGUGCAAGCCACAACUGCUGGGAAAGACAUUGUCCUAGCUCUUUGUCGCGACUUCACAGUGAAGAAGUUUGCAGCUGGUUCACGGCAGCUGUUGAUGAGCAUCAAAGUCACCCCAACGGCCGAGGACGCCAAAACCCCGUAUGUCUUUAAAGUUGAAGGCGACAGGCUCUAUGUGGGCUAUUUGAACCAUGGUGAGAUUGCUGCCUUCUCACUUCAAGAUGGAAAACGGCAAGCCGCCAAAGGCUUCCUUGGACACAGAGGCUCCGUCAAUGGCUUCUGUAGCGGCUAGGCCGAGGCGUCCUUUGAUUUCCGCGUCGUGCUGUAAGUCGGGCAAUUCUCCUGGAAAAAA
Messenger RNA from Durusdinium trenchii, 1194 nucleotides. NCBI's taxonomy places the organism in Eukaryota, Dinophyceae, Suessiales, Symbiodiniaceae. The record is from the annotation of a GenBank genome assembly.